AUGCCGCCCAAGACCACACGCUACUCAACCGUCUCGCACGCGGACACUUACGACGACGACUCGUCGGCGACGGAGGUCGACGAGGCCUUCGCGGACGGCGAGAAGCAGUGGCACCAAAUUGACCUGGACACGGAUCACAAGUCGUCGCAAGGGCACGCGUGGAAGCGGGUCAAGGGGGCGCUGCGGCGGUACCGGUGGCUCAUCGACACGCUGCUGCUGCUCACCAACAUCGGGCUCUCGCUGGGGCUGUCGCUGCUGCUGUACUACCAGUUCGAGGACUUUAGGUUCCCCUCGAGCACGAGGCAGGUCGGCGGGGACUACACGGGGGCCGGGCCGCAAUUCCCCGUCAAGAUCCAAAAGUUCGACGCCGACUACGACUUUGUGCCGCCCAACGCGACGGAGUUUCUGUCCUCGACGACGCUGGGCCAUUGGCGGACCAUCAUGCCGGCCGGCGCCGGAUGGAAGUCAGAAGACGACAGGCCGUUUUUCACGACGACCAUGACGCACCAACUGCAUUGCAUAUACAUGAUGGGCCGCUUCUACUCGGGCCUCGCCUCCGGCAACACCGCUGGGCUGCCGGCGGACCACGACACGCACUUCUACCACUGCAUCGACUACCUCCGGCAGGCCGUCAUGUGCUCGGCGGACCUGGCGCUGGAACCGCACCACGCGACGGACGCCGACGACAACGGGCCCGGCGACGGCAGCUGGAAUGGCAUGCACGUGUGCAAGGAUUACGGGCAAGUGUUGGAAUAUGUAGACCGGCAAAUUACCGAGGGGGUUCGCGUUGUGCUGCCGAUAGACGACUAG
This is a messenger RNA of Colletotrichum higginsianum IMI 349063, 810 nucleotides long. RefSeq lists its product as uncharacterized. The record is from RefSeq and is a predicted model, not a curated record. Gene Ontology annotation, biological process: mycotoxin biosynthetic process. Bases 1 to 810 code for a protein of 269 amino acids. Lineage: Eukaryota; Fungi; Ascomycota; Sordariomycetes; Glomerellales; Glomerellaceae. The transcript has 6 exons.